Messenger RNA from Verticillium nonalfalfae, 1386 nucleotides. RefSeq lists its product as uncharacterized. The record is from RefSeq and is a predicted model, not a curated record. The transcript has 3 exons. Gene Ontology annotation, biological process: DNA repair; cellular response to ionizing radiation; DNA replication checkpoint signaling. Gene Ontology annotation, cellular component: checkpoint clamp complex. Lineage: Eukaryota; Fungi; Ascomycota; Sordariomycetes; Glomerellales; Plectosphaerellaceae. Bases 1 to 1386 code for a protein of 461 amino acids.
AUGCCCCUGCUUGCGUUCACGCUCAGCGAGGACGCCGUUUCGGCCCUCCGCGACGCUCUCAUCUGCCUCAACAAAUUCAGCGAUGACGUGUCUUUCGAAGCGCAGAAGGACAAAUUCGUCCUCACGGCUCUGAACUCUUCAAAGUCUGCAUACGCCUGCUUCACCUUUUCCACCGCCCGUUUCUGCUCCCGGUACGCCUUCGACGGUCGCGAUAAGUUCUACUGCACGCUCUACACGCGAGCUCUCAUCUCGAUAUUCCGCAGCCGCGCGUCCGGUGAUCCGCAGCGCGGCAUCGCCAGCGGCGCCGACCGGCCCGACGGUCGGGACGGUGCCAUUGACCGCUGCGAGGUGUCGGUCGAGGAUGGGCCUGGCGUGCAGGUGAGCCGGUUCGUUGCCAAGCUCAUCUUCCGCAACGGGCUGGCGUCAACACAUCGGCUACCUUUUGAGGUGGCUGUGCCCGUGCAUGCCAAGUUCAGCCGGGAGGAAGCGGGCAACCACUGGACCAUCCCGUCGAGGACGUUGCGGCAGCUGAUGGAGCACUUUGGGCCUGGUGUGGAGUUGCUGGAUAUCUGCUCGGAUGGGGAGCACGUCAAAUUUACGUGCUUUACCGAGAAGACUGUCCUGAAAAAACCGCUUCACACGUCCAUUGCCAUUGAGAUCGACGAGUUCGAGGACAUUGAAGUCGAGGACAAGCUCCGAAUCGUCAUGAACGUACGCGACUUCCGCGCCAUCAUUCAGCACGCCGGCAUCGCUGGCACCAACCUAUCCGCCCGCUACUCGACCCCCGCCCGACCCAUCCAGGUGACGUACCCGGGCGACGGCAUCGCCUGCGAGUUUCUUCUCAUGACGGUGGGCGAGCGCGGCGGCAACCCGGCGCAGAAGACGCGCAAGGGCAGCAAGGCGGUCAACGGAUCCAGGCAACGGCAGCAGCUGGAGCCCACGUCGAGGAGGGCAAGCGCUGCGCCGUCGCAGGCGUCUGAGAGGCAGCCCGACGUAGACGACCAGGCGCCGCCCAAGGUCAGCAGCGGGAUGCCACCUCCGCCCCAACCCUCAAUGCCAUCCGGCAGGGCUACUGCGGCGAGAACGUCGGCAUUUGACCUGAGGCCUUCGCAGCGACCUCCUCCGACGUCUACUAUGCGCUCUGAAGGGCUCUUUGUCGAGGACGAUCGGUGGGAGCCUGUCAAUGACGACGAGGAAGAAGAGGAGAAUGCGAGGUUGGAGUGGGAUCAUAGUGCCCAGCCUGAGGACACUGGUCCGCACAUCAACCAACCUGCCGCCGAGAAUAGCAACGAUGUGAACCCGACUCCAGCCAGUAGCUACGGCUUUGAGCCAACGCAGAGGUUGUCCGACGUGGAGAGGCUGGGGUUGUUUUACAGAGGGAGCUGA